AUGUCCACACGAGGCCGCGCCGGUAAAUUUGCAAAGCCAAAGCGAGGAGGUGGCAAGCACUUCAGCCGGAACCUCCAACCCAUCAACGCCGAUGGCGAGGUCAUGAGCAUCUGGGGAGAGCCCCGUGACACCAAAGCCGAAGAAUCGUCCUCCGAAGAAGAAGAUUCGUCAGAAGAAGAAGAUUCCGACGACGAAGACGGACCAACCCAACAAGCUCCCGAGACGCGCGAACAGCGCAAAGCAGCGGCCAAAGCCCGCAAAGAGGCCGCCAUAGCGCGUCAAAAGGCCAAACCCGCCGCUCCAGGCGACCUCCCAUCCUCAGAGGAAGAAUCCUCAGACGAAGACGGCGACGAAGAAGAAGACCUCCCCUCAAACCCCAACCUCUCCUCCGCCUCCCGCGCCCAGGCCUCCGCGGCCAUCGCCUCCGCUUCAAGCGCCGCGGCACCGCCCAAAGCCUCAAAGCCGAAGCCGCUGUCGCAGCUGUCGCGGCGCGAGCGUGAAGCGCUACAGGCGCAGCAGGCGAAGGAGCGAUACCAGAAACUGCACGCGGAGGGCAAGACGGACGAGGCGCGGGCUGACCUCGAGAGGCUGAGGCUGGUGAAGGAGAGGAGGGAGGCGGAGGCUGCGAGGAAGAAGGCGGAGACGGAGGAGAAGGCGGAGCAGGAGAAGAGCAAGGCGGAUCAGCUGGCGAGGGAGGAGAGGAUGAGGCAGGCGGCGAGGGGCGGGAGUGCGAGGGGCGGAAAGAAGGGGGGCAAGAAGUAG
Molecule: messenger RNA, 762 nt
Organism: Coniosporium apollinis CBS 100218
Lineage: Eukaryota; Fungi; Ascomycota; Dothideomycetes
Exons: 3
Coding region: 1-762 (253 amino acids)
Cellular component (GO): cytosol
Molecular function (GO): RNA binding
Source: RefSeq, a predicted model, not a curated record